CAUUAACGUUUUGUGUAUGAGAGAGAAAAGUCAAGGAAAAAUGUGUUUUAACCGCUUUAAAAGAAAGUGAAAUAAUUACUAAUUAAAUUUACAUAAUUAAAAAGUAUGUUCUGUCACUAUUGAUUAUUGAUUUCUCACGUGUAAACAAGUGUUUUAUAACUUUUAAAAAAGACAAUUUCAUCUAUAUAGAUUGCGGAAAGCCAUGCACAACAUAACCUAUAAAUUUACAUUAUUUACGAGAAUUAAUGUAUAUUAAUAUUUAUAAACAACAUUCCAGAAUAUAAUAAUAAGCGCGGAUAUAAAAAAAAACCGCCCCGAGAGACGAGACAAAAAUAAAAUUAUUAAACCUAAUAAAAUAAAAAGAGAAAAAAAAAUGUAUUUCUAUCCAAACGAAUGUUACGUUUGUGAGGCAACGGAUUCAUUGAAACAAUGUGGUAGUUGUAAAAUGGUCUCAUAUUGCGGUGAGCCACAUCAAAAAGUCGAUUGGAAAAAUCAUAAAACAUUUUGCCGUGCUAUUUCCACUUUAUUGAAAAAAAAUCAUCAAUCACAUUUAUUUGAGGGACUUAAAGGUUUAUCGCGUCACAAAUGGAUGGACGAAAGUAAAAAUAUGUGGCCAGAAAUUAUUUUACUUUUAAAUCGUUCAUUCUUUCCAAAUGAAGAGGAAAUGUUACAAUUUCCACGCGUUUGUUUCAUAUGUUUUGAGGCACGACAAAAUUUAUUGAAAAAUUGUCCCAAUUGUCCAUUCGCAAGUUUUUGCAAGGAACAUCCAACAAGUCCAAUACACGAUAAAAAUUGUCACGAGAUAAAAAUGGUACACGACAAAAAAGUUCUCGUCGUACCAUCCGAAGAACGAAUACAAUUAAAUAUUCUUGUUGCAUCGUUAAAAAAAUCCGACAAACCACCACUAUCAAUGGAAGAUCUCAUGGAACAACAAUUUGGCAAACAAACAGAAAUCGAGGAGAAUGUAAAAUAUUAUGUAUCAGAAGCAAUGAGCGUGCCAUUAACGCUCUAUAAUGCAUUUCAAAAAUUAAAUCAACCAUUACAAUCAGAAAUUGUUGUACACGUUCAAGGUGUUGCCAAUGUUCAUGUUUUUGUACAAUCAUGGGAAUCAAUUUUACAUCUAAUGCCACACAUCAUAUCAUUGACAAUUGUAUUUAUUGAUAGUAAACAAAAUUCCUGUACAAAUGUCACAUUAUGCAAUAAAUGUGUAAUGGGUAAAAAAAAAUUAAUUGUCGAAGUACCAACAUUGCCAUAUGUGAAAUAUGUAAAGAAAAAAUCAUGUCGUAAACCAAAUUUAUUGGCAAUGUUUAUGAUGGAUUUAUAUUAUUGUACACGCGAUCAAUUUCGUAUGUGGCAUGAGAAUCUUGAUUAUUGGAAUACAUCAUCAUGUCCAAUUGUCAUUGCCUAUAAGGGUAAUGUUGAGAGAUUUGUCAUUGAAAAUUUACAUCCAUAUAUUUGUAAUUCAUCAUUUUAUUAUAUGGGAUUAAAUAGUUUUUCACCACUUUAUCCAUGUUUAAAUCCAUAUGAUUGGACGUGUUGUAAAAAUUCAAUGAAUUUAAUAAUUGCAAAAAGUCCACGUGAAUCAAAAACAACAACAACAACAACGGGAGCUUUAAUGAUGGAUGGAACAUCAUUGGAAAAAUAUCAAGAAGAAGACGAUAUUGAUGAUCCUGAUAAUUCAAUUGAAUGGAAAAAACGUUUAUGGAGAAGAUCAUUUUAUCAUAGUGUUUGUUAUGUUUGUCAAUCAAUGAAUCCAAUGUUGGCAUGUAAAAAAUGUAAAAUGAUAUUUUACUGUGGUGAAAAUCAUCAACGUGUUCAUUGGCCAUAUCAUAAAAUGAUUUGUCGUGCAAUAUUGGGAAUGUUAAAUGAAACUGGUGCAACAAGUGUUUUUGAUAAAUUGCCAAUUGAUAAUGAUGCAUUAUGGUUAAAGGGUAAAUUUGAUUUAUUAAAAAAGACAGAAUUAAAAAUUGGCAAAGAACUUUUUGAUGGUGAACGUGAAAUGUUUUUAUUUCCAAAAACAUGUUUCAUUUGUCAUAUCAAUGAUUCGAGUAUUUUGAAGAAUUGCAAAUGUGGGAUAAGUUUCUGCAAAAUUCACAUGAGAAAUGCAAAUCACAAGGAGAAUUGUAAAGAUUUUUCACUAUCAAGAAAAUUAAUGUUAAUCCUUGAGCCACGUGUAAUGCAUCUUGAUGUUAAAGUAUUAUCAAAAAAAAGUAAUAAUUUUCCCGAGAAAAUUGAGGAUUUCAUUAGAAAUUAUUUAAAAUUUAAUAAUGAAGAUUUUGGUAUACCAAAUAUACAAAAUAUUUUACUCUCUGAUUAUUUAUCGCGUACAUUAACAUUUCUCUAUUGUGCCGAAUGUUUAAUGGAUCCAUGUUAUUUUGAAAAUGAUUCAUUAGUAAUACAUGUGAUUGGUGCAACAAUGCGUGAAAAAUAUGAAGCUGUAUUUUGGAAAUUUAUUCUCUAUUGGUUUGAUCAUAUGAAAAAUUUAAAAAUUAUUUUUAUUGGACCAGAAGUUGAAACAAAAAUACCACCCACACAACAAACGCUACUUGUACGUUUUGAUUUUUCUUCAAUUGCUUAUAUGCGUUAUCAAAAUUUGGAAAUAAAAUCCUAUACAAUGAAAUAUGAAGAUUAUUAUCGUCAUCAAGAAUUUAUUGUACCGGAUAUUGUUAUUGGAUUUAAUUUAAAUAUUCAUGAAAGUGAUGCAAAUACAUGGGAUGAAGCGGCUAAAUGUUUAACAGAUAUUAAUUGUUAUUUUAUAAUGACAGCCAAAAGUAAAGCGCGUUCAUUUAAAGAUGAUAAUUCAAUGGAGGCGAUUUUAGAUAAAAUUGAUUAUUAUACAUUAAAUUAUGGCAAUGGAUUAAAUCCAUACGCGAGUCUUAUUCCUGAACGUGAUUAUGAGACAGAGGGUCUUUGUUAUUCGAAUAAAGCAAUUACAUUUUGUACAAUGUUUGAAAAACGUUAUCGACCAUCGGGCAAAAGUCUCGCCGAAUUGAAAAUUGAAAUGGUAGCGAGUCAAAAGAGAUUGGAGGCAAUGUUACGCGAUCAAAAGAAAGCUGAAAUAAUGCCAGAAGAUAGUCCUAUGAAGAAAAACUGCGAAGAAUUGAAUGCGUUAGUAAAAUGUUUGAAUGAGGAAAAAUUACCUCAACUUGAGGCAUUAUUUGAAAUGGAGGAAAAAAUUGAAUUAGUUACAGAAGUAGAGAAAAAAUUAUCGGAAAUUAAACUUUCUAUUGAAAAAGACGAUAAAAAUUGUGAUAUUGAAAAUUCUAUUGAAAAUAAUAACAUAUCAAUUUCAAGUCAAUUAGAAGAGAAUUCUGAUAAUGAAAUAAAUGAUAAAAAUCUCGAACAAGAAUUACAGGCAGAGAUUUUGGAAAUACAAAGAAAAUUUGAAAGAAAAAUGCCCGAAACACAAAAUGAAAAAUUUGAUCGUAAAAUACGUAAAGCAAUGCGUAGAAUUGGAAAAUUAGAUUUAAAAGAUGAACAAAAAGAAAAUACACUGAAUGGAGAAAAUUUUGAAACAAAUAAAAUAGAUGACAAAGACGAAGAAAAUGAAGAGUUUGAAGAAAAAAUAGAUGAAACUGAAAAUGAAAAUGGAAAAUUAAAAUAUGUUAACGAAAGAACAAUAGAAAAAGAAAAUUUAGAAAACAUAAAUGAAGAGAAAGAAGAGACAAUAAAAGAUGAUAAAGAACGAAAAAUAAAAAUAGAAGAUGAACGAAAAUUAAAUGUAGAAAAAUUAAUAGAAGAGAAGGAAGAGAAAGAAGGAAAAAUAAAAGAAGAAACAGAAGAGAAAAAGGUGAAAGAAGAAAAAAUUAAAGGGGAAAAUGAAGAGAAAGAGGGAAAGAUAAAGGUAGAAACGGAAGAGAAAGAAGAAACUGAAAAUGAAGAAGAAAAAUUAAAAGACGAUAAAGAAAGAAAAUUAAAAAAAUAUGAUGCUGAUAAACGGAAAUUAAAUGUAAAAGAAGAGAUUAAAGAAAGUUUAAUAAAAGAAGAAACUGAAGAUGCAGAUGGAAAAUUAAAAGAUGAUAAUGAAAGAAAAAUAAAAAAAGAAGAAGAACGAAAAUUAAAUGUAGAGGAUAAAGAAGGAAAAAUAAAAGAGGAAACGAAAGAUGACAAAGAAAAAUUAAUAAAAAAUAUGGAAGAGAAAGAAGAAAAAAUUAAAGAAGAAGUGGAGGAAGAAAUAGAAACAAAAGAAAUACCGAAAGGAAGAGAAGAUAAAGAAGGAAAAUUAAAAGAAGUAAAGGAUGAGGUAAAAAUAAAAGUAAAAGAAGAAAAAGAAGGAGAAAAAAAUGAAAAUAAUACAAGUGUAAAAGAAGAAGAAAAAAAUAAAGAAAAAAUGAAAGCAGAACCAGAAAAAGAAGAAACAAAACAAGAGAAGCCGCAAACAGAAAAUUCUUCAAUUGUCACUACAAAUUCAAAAUACGAGAAAAAAUUGAAAAUCGAAGCACAAAAUGGAAUAAUUGUCGUUGAAGGUAUAAAAAUUGAAAAAAGACCAAAACAAGAAUUAGAAAUAAAGCAAAAAACUGAAAAUUAUUCUCUUGUCUCUUCCACUUUAAAAAAUGAAGACAAACCAAAAGUGGAUGAAAAAUUAGAAGUCAAGGAAAUUCUCGAAAUUGAAAAGAAAUCAGAGAAAAAAUUGCAAAUUGUCAAGAAAUCAGAAAUUACAAAUAAAUUAGAAACUAAUGAAAAAUCGAAAAUCGAAAAAAAUGAAACAACUUCUGUUGAAAAUAUCAAAAUAAACGAAAAUAAAAAUAAAAAGAAGGAAGAAAAACAAAAGGGAAAAUCAAUAAAAGAUGAACCAAAUUCAUCGAAUCAAAAUGUCACCAAUAAUUUGGAUAAUAUUGAAAAUAUAAAAGCAAAAGUAACAAAAAAAUCCCCUGACGAAGCAAAAGCCGAAGAAAAAGUAGAAACACCAAAAGUUAAAAAUGACGUGACAAAAAGCAAGAAAUCGAAAAAUAAAAAACAAUCCAAACCAGAAACAAAGGAAAAUGAGGUAACCAACAAUGAAAAUAUUGAGACAACAAUUAAACAAGAAUCCAAUAAACCAAAAUCAGAACCUACUCCAAUUGAGAGUAAAAAAACAAAAAAUAAAAAACAAUCAAAAAUUGAUAUUAAAGAUAAAGAAAUACCUAUUGAAAUUGAAAAACAAGAAAAUUCCAAAACACCGGAAAAUAAUAGUCAAAAUAUAAAUAAUAAAAAAUCGAAAAAUAAAAAAUCCAAAAACAAUUCCAAGGAAAUAAUUGACGAAGAAGAUGCAAGCGGAGUGAAAGAAAUGCCAAAAAUAGAAAAUGCAGGCGGUAGUAAAAAAUCAAAAAAUAAAAAACAAUUAAAAACAGAAAAAGAAACAAUAACAGUCGAAAGUAAUGAUAAAUUAGAAAAUAAAAAAGAAAUUGAUAAAAAAGUUGAAAAUAAUACAAAUGAUAAAAAUGAAUCGAAAAAAUCAAAAAAACAACAAAAAAUUGAUGCAAAAAAAACAUUGGCAGAGAAUAGUGAAAAAAUUUCAGAAAAAUUGAAAAAUGAAAAUAUCAAAAAAUCGAAACAACAAAAAAAUCAUACAAAAUGUGAAAAUGCAAUGGAAAAUGCUCAACAAAUUGAAAAUACUCUUUUAAGAGAAAGAAAUAAACUUUUAGAAGAACAUUUAUUUCUAAUGCGUGAAAAUGAGAAAUUAAAAUUAGAAAAUUCACGACUAAGAGAAGAAAGUGAGAGACUGAAAAAAGAGAAGAAUGAAAUUAUCAAUAAUAAUGAUGAUGACGAUGACAACGUUAAUUAAGUAACGAUUUAAUGCAUAAGUAAGCAUUGUGAUUUCUACUUUUAUAAUACAAUAUAAUAUAUUAUAAAUGUAUAAUAUAAUAUCAGGAAAUAAUUUAUCAAUAAAUGUGAUAAUUAUAUUUUUUUAAUUUCAAAUAAAAAAAAAAAUAUAAUAUUAUAAUAUAAUUGCGAAUUUAUAAUGUUAAGUUGAAAAAAAAAAAAAAAAAAAUUCUACAAAUAUUAUUUAUAAUGAAUUUCAAAUUGUGAUUAAUUCUGUGUAAUUAUAUUUUAUAUAUAAAUCAUCUUUUUGUAUUUUUAAAUGACGACACAUAAUUUG
Leptopilina boulardi is the source of this 6079-nucleotide messenger RNA. RefSeq names its product centromere-associated protein E-like. The transcript is spliced from 4 exons. Lineage: Eukaryota; Metazoa; Arthropoda; Insecta; Hymenoptera; Figitidae. The coding region runs from base 374 to 5764 and encodes 1796 amino acids. Gene Ontology annotation, cellular component: extrinsic component of mitochondrial inner membrane. The record is from RefSeq and is a predicted model, not a curated record.